UUUUUAAGCGCGUUUCGUAAUCUCCUAACCGCAGAUCGUGUAUGUGUAUAUAAAUACAAGAAGAUUAGUGCAAAUUUGUUGUUGUUAGUUAUAGUUUUUUGGCCGUGGUGUGCUAGCAAAUGCAUUAUUUGCCUGGCCCGCGCACUUAGGCACUACAUGUUAACGGAUUUCAGGCCGGCGUGGAACGAAUUGGGCUGGAAAGCGGUGCGUAACGGCGGUCGUCAGGAGACUUGGAUUGGCUAAGGUUUAAUGGAUGACACAUCAGCACCAUGGGAAAGCUACUGUCAAAAAUUUUCGGCAACAAAGAAAUGCGAAUUCUCAUGCUCGGACUGGACGCGGCUGGAAAAACAACGAUCCUGUACAAACUGAAACUCGGGCAAUCAGUUACAACGAUACCCACUGUGGGCUUUAACGUAGAAACCGUCACUUACAAGAAUGUCAAGUUCAAUGUGUGGGACGUGGGCGGACAGGAUAAGAUUCGACCGCUCUGGCGACACUAUUACACGGGUACGCAGGGUCUGAUCUUCGUCGUGGACUGUGCGGAUCGGGAUCGGAUAGACGAGGCGCGCACGGAGCUGCAUAGGAUAAUUAACGAUAGAGAGAUGCGCGACGCCAUCAUACUGAUAUUUGCUAACAAACAGGAUCUGCCUGAUGCAAUGAAACCCCAUGAAAUCCAGGAAAAACUAGGUUUAACUAGAAUAAGAGAUCGCAAUUGGUAUGUACAACCAUCAUGUGCCACAUCCGGCGAUGGCCUGUCCGAGGGCCUCAUUUGGUUAACGUCGAACCAUAAGUUAUGAGAAUCGUAAUCGAGCAUUUUCUUAUAUGUAUGUAUAUGGCAUGUAUUAUUCGAAGCGAAGCAAAAGCAAAAUAUUCUAUUUUAUUUAUACAAAGAAAACAAACGAACCGCAAGCGCAUAGUAAAAGCCCAACUCGUAAUUACGAACGUACAUAAAUUACAAAUGUUGAAUAUGGUAUAUAGAAGUCAGAUAUAUAUAGUGAUUAUAUAUACUCUCAAUUAACCAACCAAUAUUCUCACUAGUAAAAAUACACAUAACUACAAAUAAACGAAGCAUCAACAAUUUAAGCAGCCGGAGCCGGUAAAUAUCCGUAAAGUAAAUUAAAUAAAUGCGUGAAGCACAGAGACAUAAAGCUAAACAUCAACGGAGAUUAGCCUUAAGUAAGUUUUUCUUGUAAAUUAUAUUGAUGAGACACGUAAGCAAUAAGUUGAAAGCUUGUUUAUUGCAACUGUUACUAUAUUUGACUUGAACGAGGGUAACGAGUCUUAAAUAAAUUGUAAAUAAAUAUUCAAAUUAAAGCCCAUAUACAACAACAAACAAAAUAAAAGAAAACACCGAACAAACAAUUGAACAAACCUAUAGAUUGCUAUUUAGAUUAAAACUGAGUCUUCAAAAUAUAACGAAAUAGUAACUGUGCCUUCCUCAA
Molecule: messenger RNA, 1442 nt
Organism: Drosophila gunungcola (fruit fly)
Lineage: Eukaryota; Metazoa; Arthropoda; Insecta; Diptera; Drosophilidae
Gene: Arf51F
Product: ADP-ribosylation factor 6
Exons: 4
Coding region: 270-797 (175 amino acids)
Biological process (GO): vesicle-mediated transport; intracellular protein transport
Cellular component (GO): cytoplasm
Molecular function (GO): GTPase activity; GTP binding
Source: RefSeq, a predicted model, not a curated record